This is a messenger RNA of Aethalodelphis obliquidens (Pacific white-sided dolphin), 651 nucleotides long. RefSeq names its product cilia and flagella associated protein 276 (gene CFAP276). NCBI's taxonomy places the organism in Eukaryota, Metazoa, Chordata, Mammalia, Artiodactyla, Delphinidae. The coding region runs from base 1 to 651 and encodes 216 amino acids. The transcript is spliced from 5 exons. The record is from RefSeq and is a predicted model, not a curated record.
AUGCCUCUCACCCGAGACCCUUUCCAGCAUCCUACGUUGGAAAACGAUGAUUCCUACUUGGGAAAACUGCGGGCUUCCAAGGUACUGAGGUUUCUUGCGCAGAUUCCCAGUAGGGUCGACCGCACUCUUCUUUCUGUCGGCGCGACAGGAAGAGAUGGUAACUUAAAGGACUAUGGUGAGGACACUGAGUCAGGGGUCGAUGUGGUUUCUCUUUUGCAGAAACUGCCAUAUAAGAACCCAACUCACCUUGCUCAGCAACAGGAACCCUGGUGUCGACUCAGCUCAACUCCCACAAUCACGUCCAUGAGGCAGGCUGUUUAUUUUUUUGAUCCUGAGAUACCGAAGGAUGAUCUGGAUUUCCGAUUAGCAGCCUUGUACAACCACCACACAGGGACGUUCAAGAGCAAAAGUGAGACACUGAUACACCAGGAGACCAUUCAGGAUGCCCAUGGAAUCAAGAUCCAAUUCUCUGGAGAAUCUUUAUCCCCUCCCCAGCCACCCGCCAUCACUUCCCAAGCUAACAUCAGACACUGGAUCAACCCUAAGAAGGAGUCUAUUCACAGCAUCCAGGGAUCCAUAGUGUCCCCUCACACUGCAGCCAGCAAUGGAGGAUAUUCCCGAAAGACUGAUGGUGGCUUCUUCUCCACCUAA